Messenger RNA from Odontomachus brunneus, 3052 nucleotides. RefSeq lists its product as uncharacterized. Gene Ontology annotation, biological process: regulation of mitochondrial mRNA stability. The coding region runs from base 720 to 2852 and encodes 710 amino acids. Lineage: Eukaryota; Metazoa; Arthropoda; Insecta; Hymenoptera; Formicidae. The transcript has a single exon. The record is from RefSeq and is a predicted model, not a curated record.
GGUAUUAAUUGCUUGUUAGCUGCGUAAUGACUGCAAAAAGGUCCCUUAAUUUUCACUGCUGAACGCAGGAGAGAAUAAUGAGGAGAUGAUAAUGUUCGCAGUUAAAUAUGAAUAUCAAAUUAUAUCCAAUUAGAAUAACGUAUAUGAAACGUACAUUAAUUGACUAAAUAAGUGUAAUGAAUAUAUUAAAUUAAUUAUUAGCGCGAUAUAAUGUAGUAUAACUUGCGUGAUUAAUUAAUCUCAUUAAUAUAACACACGUGGAAUGCGAAAUGCGUGACUAUAUUCCAGAAAAUGAUCAUUCUCAACGCGCUUAGUUUUUGUUAUUCAUCGUGUGUCAAUUACGCGAAGGGAUCAGUGUCGCCAUCGGCUGGUCGACUCAUGCAAGCGGCACACGUCACCGCAUCGGUAUACUUCUGACAACUUUCAAGUGGCUCAAAAUACCAAUUACAUGUUCGUGUCGUUCCACAUUUUAUACAUUUGUUUUUGCUUUUUAAUAAUUAAGAGAAGAUUUUUUUCUUCUUCGUGUUCGACGACAUCGUGAUUAUAACAUUUGGAUUAACGUUUUAUAAUACUUCCGAGCAUGACAAUUGUCUUUAACGAUGUUUCUCAAGGAAAUUAUUAAAUAUCAAUAACGCGAUACAAUGCGGAAAGGUAAAAGAAAGAAAAUUCACUACAUCGUACUACGCAUUCGGAUUGUAUUCCCAACCCUGUUAUUGUAGAUGAUAAUCUCGAGCCGUGUGUACUGGGGAAAGUUUCUCACGAGAGCAUUUAUGCAACCACGUAGUCUGACGUCGAAAUUUCAAAAGAGACUCUUCGAGUCGAGCACGCAUGAUCCGAGCGGAACACAAUUGCUUCAGACGACAAUUUUUGUACAAGAAGGCACGUACAUACGAGAAGUUCCUGUGAUAGUCCGAAGGAUUACCGAUGUCGAGGCUCUUUUCGAGAAUAAAAGCAAAAAACCCGUUGAAUCGUUAGUGCCAAGUCAGUACUUCAGUAUACUUGGGAAAGAUAAAAAGCAGAAGGAAAAUGUCUCUUCUACCGGCGACACAUCGGUGAUGAAAAAAGAUCCGUUAAAGCAAAGCAUCAGUAUAGAAACCGACGAAGGUACAGCGAUACUUUUCCACUCCGGCAUCGAACGUCUGAAAAACACAGACGCGGAGCGGCUUCUACAUGCGAUCACUUCGGAGAACAUGGAUAAAGAAACUAAUUCUUUAUUGAAGACCGAGAUAGCCGAUGAGAUAAACUGCCGGAUAGCACUUCAAAGUUUAAGGAAGAUUAUAGAGUUGGAAAACGGUUGGCACGCGUACCGGAAAGCUCUGUCGAGCGAGCGAUCAUUUGCGGAAGCCGUCGACAGGGACGCUAUUUUGCGGCAACUUGUAAAUCUAAUUGUCAAGAGUAAAGACAACGAGGUAAUAUUGCAAGGUCUCCGAGCAUUGAAGAGAGACAGAUUCAGCCCGACGAAAAAUAUUUACAAAGACUGGAUGUGCAAAGAGGCUACGAUUAGAGUCGCGGAUGGGAAUCUCACGAUUUCGCAGCUGAUCGGACUAGUGAAGAUCCUGUCUUCUUACAAAGACCCCAAGUACAGAAACUACAUCGACGUGCUGUGGGUAGGUUUAGCGUGCAGAGAGCGAGAUAUCAAGCCGGAUCUGCUGGUACCGUUAUUCAAGUCGCUCAAGUACUUCCGGCAGAGCAAGAAUAUGGUAGAAAUUAUUCUGGAGAGAAAACUUUCGGAGCAGUGGUUGAGGUUGAACGGUUCCCAGAUGGCUGAUAUACUGGAUUGCUAUCACGGGAAGGAGCAUUCGAGAUGCCUAUUGAGCGCCAGUAAGUGGGCGAGCGUGAGUAUGACCAGUUCGACCGAGAGGAAUCUCGCCGAUUUUAUUCGUAGUUUACACACGAAGAACUAUAUCGACGAGAACGUGGAACAGGCAUUGGAAAGAUACGUAACGGUUCGGGGUGCUGAGAUGAAGGAUGCCAAUUUAGUAGCCACCAUUAUGGAUUACUGCAAAGGUUUAAAAGUGAGAAACCCACGUAUUCUCGCCGAAUGCAGCAGAUACUUUGUGAGAAACGGGAUGGAAAUUUCGCCGUCUUUAUUGUCUUCCAUACUUACGCCGUUUGGCUCAUUGAACAUUGAGCCACCAGACUCGACGGUAUUUUGGAAGACGUUUGACGAAGUGUUAUCCGUGAAAUUCGCAGACUUAAAACUGAGCGAUACUUUAGAUAUUCUUCUCUCUUGCACGUAUCUUGAAAGAUAUCCCAUCAAGUUCUUAGAUAAAGUUUUCAGUUCGUAUCUUCUGAAUAGGCUACAAAUCCAAAGAGACGCGCCUAUCAUCAAUCGCUUGAAGACCAAAUUGAUAUUAUUCGACACAACCAUGUCCUUAGAAUGUAAAGAUUAUCAGGGCAGUCCGAUCAACAUUGACAGAAGUACAAAGUUGUUGAGCGUGGACACGAGAAUUAGGAGUAUCGUUAAUCGAAUAUACAAGCCGUUAGGACGCUUAGUAGGUGGAGAACACAAGUUAAGCAGGAGUGUUAUUCUAAGCAGAUUACCCCUCAUAAAUUUUUACAUUCCGGACAUUUUAAUUCAUCCGCUCGUGAAGUCGUCGCCUGUUUUCAAUUUGAAUCUGCAUAAAAAGAGAAACAUCAAUACCGCGAUCUUGAUACAUUUGCCCGAGUAUUAUUGCUGGAACAGUCGACAUCUGAUAGGAUCGCAGAUUAUGAGGAAGAGGCAAAUGAGAAAACUAGGUUUUCGAGUAGCGUACUUAGAUUACACGAGACUGACGAAACUCGCGAAUCAAGACGACAAAUUGAUGUCUUACUUGUCGCAAAGCCUAGACUCCGUCGAAGAUGCCUCAUAAGCUGUUUCACGCGUUUACAGAUUUACGGACUGAGAUCACGAUUAAACGAAGUGCAAUACUCCCGUCGUUUUUUAACAAUAGAAUUAAAGAAAAACCGUGAGACAUUGUACAUCGAACGAAAUAAAUAUCUCUACGUAAAAAUUGACAACUGUUUGUGUGCUUUUAAUAAUGUGGUUUUCAUACAUUUUUCUUUUUGCUUU